This is a messenger RNA of Stylonychia lemnae, 1356 nucleotides long. Lineage: Eukaryota; Ciliophora; Spirotrichea; Sporadotrichida; Oxytrichidae. The record is from the annotation of a GenBank genome assembly.
AUGAAUUAAAUGACUAAUAAUUCACUUUUAAAUGACUCAAGAUCUUCAAGCUUGAAUUAUUAGAUUGACCCCGCCUCAUUGAAAUUGUAACCAUAAAAUAGUGGUAGCUCAUAAUUUAUGAUUCGCAGCUUUUCAAAGCAAUCAGCAAGUGACUAUCGUAAUGGCAGAUUCAGAAAUGACGAGAGCAUUCUGAAAGCUUUUGAAGAUUCUAGAAUGCUCGUAGAAAUGUCAAUUAAUCAUUCUCUUGGAACAAAUAUUCAAAGGUCAAUUUAGCCAUCAGAGAACAGUGACAUUUUCAACAUGAAUCUUCCAUUCCUUAGAGAUAAUAGUGACAAUCAAGAUACUACGAAUGAUGUUUCUACAACUUAUAGAAAUCACACAUUUAAUAUGAGAAACAUAAAAAACUCAGCUAAGAAUUUAUCAAGACUAAGUUUAAGCAAGAGUCAAUCACGCUCUAGAUCCAAGGAUAAGGAUAAAAAUAAAUAAAAACGAUAAGAUCCUUUGAUGGAUGUGCAAGGAAAACAAUCAGCUCAUAUCCACCAGCAUUUGGAAUAGAUGCAAAAUAAAAUACAUGAGGAUAAUUCAGUUGACCUAAAUGGAAAUGAAUAUGAUGGAAACAAUAAUCGCAUUUAAUCAAGGAGCAAAUAUAGUAAUGCUUCUAAAAGUGGUUCUAAGGAGAAAUCAAAUGUAAAUAAAAACAGUAGAAGACCUCCUUAUCAGCAAUAACUUUUGAAUAAGUCUAGAUAGAUUGAAGAUUAAAAGUCAAAAAGUAGAUCUUAGACUAGAGAGCUUAUAAAGAAUUUGUUAUUGAGAGAUCCAAGUUAAGAGAAAAUGUAAAAAAUAGUGCCAAUAUAUGAAAGAUCUAAUGAGUUUCUUAGAAAGAAAAAUGAAAAGAUUGCUAAACUUAGAUAGAUAAAGUAAUAGUUAGAAGAAGAAGAGGAAAAAAAAUUAUUUGAAGAAAUAGAAAGUAGACGAUCAAAAUCAAGAUCCUCAAAUUCUAGAUUGAGCUAUAUGUCAGGUACAUAAACUUCAAUGCGAUCCUCAUCUAAAGGAGGGUCUCCUUUCAGAGAGAAGAGCCGACAUAAGUAUGAAUAGGACCAACUAAUCAAUUUGAUUUUCCAUCCAUAAAUUAGUAAAAAUUCUAGUAAGUUAAUAAAAAAUAAGAGAGAAAAUGAUGGAUUCAAAUAUAUAAGAGAACUUAAUUAAGUUGUCUAUGAUCCUUAAAGACAUGCAAACAUUUAAGAUAGAUUCAAAGAGCAUGAAGAGUAUAGUAAAAUAUUACAAGAAUUAUUAACUGAAAAGGUUAUCUAAUAAGAAACACCGUUUAAACCACAAAUUUAUAACAAAAAAAUAUGA